GGAAGGGGGUGAGCCAUGUCCCUGGCGGGGCGGCGGCGGGAGGAAGAGGAGGGGGAAGGGGAAGAAGAAGGGGAUGGGGAGGAGGUGGUGCAGAUCCGGCUGGGGGACAAGUGCUACCCGGUGUGCAAGAGGAAGCUGAUCGAGCAGAGUGACUAUUUCCGAGCCCUCUACCGCUCGGGCAUGCGGGAGGCAGGGCAGGGCCAGGAGGAGCAGUUGCUGCGGGGGGGCCUGAGCGCCCUGGGGCUGGAGCUGGUGCUGGACUUCAUCAACACCUCCUGCCUGGCCAGGCUGGAGCAGGAGGAGGGGGGCGAGGAGGAGCCCCCUUUGCUGGAGGAGCUGGUGGAGGCCGCUUCCUACCUGCAGGUCACCCCUUUGCUCCGCCUGCUCCUCUCCCAGGUGAGGCUGGGCAACUGCUUCGAGCUGCACCGCCUGGCUCAGGUCUACGGUCUCCAGGACUUGCACGACGCCUGUCUAGACUUCAUGGCCGCCCACUACCACCAGGUGCUGCGGAGGCCCGACGCCCGGCCACAUCUCCUCCUGCCCCACGCUCUCCAGCAGCACUUGAAGGAGAGGCGGAUGAGGGGCACCGCCACCCUGGUGGCCAUCGGGGACUUCAUGGGUUCCUCCUCCCUGGGCCUGCCUCCAGGCCGUCACCCGCAAGUGGAAGCCCCCUGGUCUAUGCUGAGGUACGAUGAGGAAGCGGAGAGGUGGCUGCCCUUGGCCAACAACCUCCCCCCUGAUCUGGUGAAUGUCCGAGGCUAUGGGUCGGCGAUGCUGGACAACUACCUGUUCAUCGUUGGGGGCUACAGGAUCACCAGCCAGGAGAUUUCGGCCGCCCAUUGUUACAACCCUUGCCUAAAUGAAUGGAGCCAGCUGGCAUCGAUGAACCAGAAGAGGUCCAAUUUUAAGCUUUUAGCUGUAAAUGGGAAGCUCUACGCCAUCGGCGGUCAAUCCCUUGCCAACGUGGAGUGCUAUAACCCAGAAAAUGACUGGUGGAAUUUCGUAGCGUCCAUGCCAAACCCUCUUGCAGAAUUCUCAGCUUGUGAGUGCAAGGGCAAGAUCUACGUUAUCGGAGGAUACACUACACGAGAUAGGAAUAUGAACAUUUUGCAGUACUGUCCCACUUCUGAUUCCUGGACCAACUUUGAACUUUGUGAUGUCCAUGUUCGCAAACAACAGAUGCUCUCUGUUGAAGAAACUAUAUAUCUGGUAGGGGGUUGUAUUCAUGAACUUGGACCAAACCAAAAAUCCAGCCAAAGUGAGGACGCGUUAACUGUGCAGUCUUACAACAUUGCUACCAAAGAAUGGCUCUACCUCAAAGAGAAUACAUCAAAAUCGGGUCUUAACUUGACUUGCACUCUCCACAAUGAUGGAGUCUAUAUAUUGAGUAGGGAUAUUACUUUAUCUACAAGCUUGGAGCACCGUGUUUUUCUUAAGUAUAAUAUAUUUACGGACAGUUGGGAGUCACUAAGACGCUUUCCAGCCUUUGGACAAAACAUGCUGAUCUGUUCUAUGUAUUUGCCUGAUGUGCGAGAAGUGUAACAGCACCAGGUUCUUCUUUUCAGCUCAUUAAUCAUUCUUGGAAGAAAUAUUGCUCGCUCUCAAUAAUUCCAGUUUCAGAAUGUCAUGUGGUUGCAUAAUGUAGGCAUAAAAUACUGAUUCUGUUCUUUUAAAAAGUUGCAAAAUCCAAUAUUAAGAGAAAUGCUCCCAGAAGCAGUUUUAAGAUUUCAGGUUAAAGAAUUUAUUGUUUUGGAUAAAAAUUUUACCAAGUAUUGUUUGCAAUUUAAACAUAAAAUUAUUGUGUUGGUAACUGGUAAAGGAAUUCCACAGGCAAAACUGACCAGUCUAGUUUUAUUCUCCAUCUUAAUAGACAGUCUAGAAGAUGAGCAAGAAGCAUACAUGGUAAAAGUGGAAAAAAUUCAAUAAAGUAAAUAAUAAGCAUAAGAAAAAUCACAAAGGCAAUUAUUUCUUUUAAAAUA
Molecule: messenger RNA, 1979 nt
Organism: Calidris pugnax (ruff)
Lineage: Eukaryota; Metazoa; Chordata; Aves; Charadriiformes; Scolopacidae
Gene: KLHL42
Product: kelch like family member 42
Exons: 3
Coding region: 16-1542 (508 amino acids)
Molecular function (GO): protein binding
Source: RefSeq, a predicted model, not a curated record